Messenger RNA from Fusarium verticillioides 7600, 1873 nucleotides. RefSeq lists its product as hypothetical. Gene Ontology annotation, cellular component: uniplex complex; mitochondrial inner membrane. Lineage: Eukaryota; Fungi; Ascomycota; Sordariomycetes; Hypocreales; Nectriaceae. The coding region runs from base 196 to 1635 and encodes 479 amino acids. Gene Ontology annotation, molecular function: uniporter activity; calcium channel activity. Gene Ontology annotation, biological process: mitochondrial calcium ion homeostasis; calcium import into the mitochondrion. The transcript is spliced from 2 exons. The record is from RefSeq and is a predicted model, not a curated record.
UGAAUUCCAAAACAAGCAAGGCAAAUCUUGGCUGUAAAUGAAUGACACGACCUUAUUUCCACGUCCUACCUCGUCUCAUCGUCUGUGUCCCCCCCUGUGCAUGUGCCUCCCGCCUUGGCCAGAAAGCUUACUUGCACCUUGAUCUGCUGCUCCUUCAACACACGAUCUUUACCUUGACAUUGUAAAGGCGCAGUCAUGAAUCACGCUUUGAGGCGCGCUGCGCUUGGAGUAUCUCCUGCUUUGCGAGCAUCACGGCCACAUACACAAUUUGCUUCUCAUCAAUUACCAGCGUUGUACAGAUGCGAGACAAAACAAACAGCUUUUAGGCGCGCCUUCACAACGACGAGAUGUUUCAACCAAGAAGCUGCUGCUGCUGCUGAGUCGCAGGAGGAGACAGCGCGAAAAGAAGAGUUGAGUGAGCAGGCGCGCAAGAGAGAUAUGAAAAAGGUCACAUCUGGUGCCAGCGCUCAGACCUUGGAGAAUGACCGACCAUGGCAUAGAGUGGACUCAGAAGCUGAGAAGGAUUCCGAUAUACCUGACAAGACGGAUAUGAAGAAGGGACGUCUAUUGACAACCCCAACGCGUCUAUUGAAGCUCAUUCUGCCAAUGCCCUUUCAUCCUGAACAGGAACACGUCAACAGACCAGUACAACAAGACGUCGAAGACAAAGGCGAAACAGUUGAGCCCUUAGCUCUCCUCGUGCACCCGCACCAACCUCUUUCUUACCUCGAGCGAUUGAUCCAAGCCGAAAUCCCUCCGGUCCAGUAUAAGGGCCGUGAGAAGCUACCCGACAUCGUAUUCCGAGCCGAAGCAGACCAAGAAGAACAGCAUGGAAAGAAGAACGACAAAAAGAACGGCAGCGGUAAUGUUGCAUCAUAUUCUGGUCUUGGCCAUGAAGGCCCUUCCCGCAAAGAGGCGAACUGGGUGCGCUGGAGUGGCAGUACCGAGAUCGGAGACUUUAUUCGAGACGCUGCUCGCGGUCGAGAAUUCGCGAUUGACGUUGAGGGCUUCGACAAGGAACUUCGAGUUGCGGUACCCAGCUUCAGAGACCGAACAUACUACAUGCGCAUGAACCUAAGACGCAUGUCACGCGACAUUGAAGAAAUGUCAAAGGUCAAGAACGAAUGCGACGCACUCGCGCACAAGGGAGCGCAUCGAUUGGCACAAGGUGGCUUUGCUGCAUUGGCUGGAUGGUGGGGAGUUGUCUACUAUGUCACUUUCCACACGCAAUGGGGCUGGGAUCUGGUCGAGCCCGUUACGUAUCUCGCUGGUCUGACAACUGUCAUGGGCGCUUACCUCUGGUUUCUCUACAUCAGCCGCGACUUAAGCUACAAGGCGGCCAUGAAAGUGACAGUGUCAAAGCGACAAGCAGCACUUUACCAAGAACGAGGAUUUGACCAGAAUCGAUGGGAGCAGCUGGUACACGAGGCUAACCAACUUCGAAAAGAGAUCAAGGUCGUGGCUAGUGAGUACGAUGUUGAUUGGGAUGAGAAGAAGGACUUGGGAGGCGAGCAAGUGCGAAAGGUUCUCGAGGAGGAGAAGAAGGGCCGAGAUGGUACCAAGAUGACUGAGGGCAAAGACGACGACGAGGGACCCGGAUCCGCCGAAGAGGUCAAGAAGAAGAAGAAGCAGUAAACGACGAGAUCUAGAAGUGAGUAGAUGCAAAGUUUGUACACUAAACAUCAGACCAUGGCGAAUGGCUUAGCAUUGGGGGUUCAGAACACGCAACAAUUAUUGAUGGUGGGUGUGGUGACUGACACCUUCAGAGGGAGGAGACUGCUGUAAAUUGAAGGGGCUGGAUUUCGGAUGGAUUAUGGAGUACGCAUAGCGAUAGGCAACAAACAAUUGAUUUCAUGUUAGAUUUAUGACUUGC